Patella vulgata (common limpet) is the source of this 2167-nucleotide messenger RNA. RefSeq names its product nucleolar protein 11. The transcript has 17 exons. Gene Ontology annotation, molecular function: RNA binding. The coding region runs from base 284 to 2137 and encodes 617 amino acids. Gene Ontology annotation, biological process: maturation of SSU-rRNA. NCBI's taxonomy places the organism in Eukaryota, Metazoa, Mollusca, Gastropoda, Patellidae. Gene Ontology annotation, cellular component: nucleolus; nucleus. The record is from RefSeq and is a predicted model, not a curated record.
AGAUGGCUGCGCUCAUGGACGAAUUUGUUUUGGCCGAUUUAUCAUCAAAAUUUAACAUUUUAUCAAUCGAAAGAAGCCUUUCUUCGAAUAAUAUACUUGCCACGUUUGAAGCUGGGUUCAUAAACGAAUACAACCAAGAACAUUAAUUUGAGCUGUUUGACUUCUUAACAUCAUGAAGGUGGGGCUAAAUAAUCAUGUACUACACAGCCAAUCAAAAUAUGCAUCAUCAUAGACAAAGUCGGUUAAAUACAAUGCUUGAUUAAACACCGCAACUUCCUGGAUUAUGUUCCCAGAUUGUACGAAAAAUCACGUUUUUAGCUUGUGGUCCCCCCUAGAGGUAGAUGAUCAGAAAUUAAUACAUAGUUGGCCCCUCCGCCAUGGUGUAAAUGUGACCAGUCCAGUUAUAUGGUGUGAUGAAGAAGAGGAAUAUAUUUGUGUUUUUAAUCAACAGGAGAUUAGAAGAUGGAAUGUUGAUGAUAACAUAAUUGACAAGACGAAGAAGAAAAAAAUAAAAACAGAUAUUUAUAAAUUAUUUACUACCGAAGGAUAUAAACCCAUAGUGUUGUGUAAAAAUGGAGCUGCAGAGUUUAUUGAAAAUAUAAAAUCAGUUUGUGAAACUCCUGUAAUUGGAAGUCAAGACACCAUAGUUUAUGCUGAUAUAAUUAAAAAACAAAAUGGAUUUGGUGUAAUAUAUUUAGUAGAAUCAAAGAACAAAAUAACUCUUCACUGUCAGUGGUAUUUAGAUGAUGUAGAACAAUGGAAGCAUCAGACAUUUGUUAUUACAUACCAGAAAACAGUUCUAGAUUAUUGCUGUCACACUGAUGAAAAUUUUAAUAAUUGUCUCUUUUUAUUAGGUUCUAAUAAAGAUUUAUAUAGAAUAGAUAUAAAUGAAAGUGGUACAGAAGAAGAAUUUAUAAGUGUAAUACAUGAAUUGGGAACGGAAGCUAGUAUUGUAUGUUUAGACAAUUCUCAGAUUGUUAUAGCAGGUUUACACAAAAAAGGACAAAAUGGUGUUGGAAUAUUUGAUACAAAAUAUUGUGCUGUUCAGUCUUUUAAACCAUUUCCAGAAAUUUGUAGAGUUGUCCCUCGUGUGUUUUGUUUGAAUAACCAUAUAUUUAUGAACUGCGGGAAAAAACUGUAUGCAUUUCCAUAUCAGUUUGGUACAUCAACACUUUCUGAAUUCCUAGGAAAAUCCCGCAGUGUUGAAGAUACCACUAAUUCUUCUUUACACAUUAUAAACUGGUCCACAAAGGUUAAGAAUAAAGGUAAUAAUACAGUCAAACAACUUGAAAACAUUUUAAAUGAUCUUAUAGAUCCAUCAAAAACUCAAAACAAAAAUAAAUUCUCAGAUCAAUUUAAAAUAUUUUUGGAGUGUUUAAUGAAGGGGGAUAACUCUUCCUCAAUUUCCAGCCUUCAAAUGAUUCAACUUUGUCAACGAUGUUUAUCAGAGAGGAAAUUUUGGCCAUGUGGAGAAUUGAGACAGCUUCUUAAUCAUGGAUAUAUUUCUUCUGGAAUCUCAUCUGAGUUAAUUGAAGUUUUGAUCGAGAAGAAAGAAAAUAGUUUACUUCAUCUCAGUCUACAGAAACUAUCAGAAAUUCCUGAAGCUUGCCUUAUUCAAAUAUUACAAUAUUAUAUAGGAUUAUCAGAUGAAGAUUUUGAGAAGAAUUUAGAUAUUGAUAUUUCAACUGUGAUAGAAGUUAAUCAAGAUAAAUGUCCAUUUGGUGCUUUAAAGGCUCAUUUAAUUCGUGAAGUAUUGAGUCAACCAUUCAGUGAUAUAUUUCUAAUAGACAAGCUACGGAAACUGAACUUUAAGAAUGUCUUAAGUUUACUGGACUUUUUGUUUUAUUUAAUGGCAACAGAUGAUAACCAAGCUGUGUCAUUUUCUACCAGACCACAGUUACAGAAUGUUAUAGAUUGGAUAAGUUGUACUAUAGAUGCUCAUGUUACACAGUUAAUACUAUCUCCUGAUGCUAGAGUGUUACUUAUUAAACUACAUGAAGCUGUUUCACAACAGACACAGUUUUAUGAUGGUAUGAUAGAAUUAGAAGCAUUGUUAUCUCAAUACAAGUCUAAAUUAUCUAACCCAAUAAAACCUAAAAUAGGACAAUAUUGUAUAGAAGUAUUACAUAUCUAUUGAUAUAUCAUCAAAAUAAACAUUUUAAAUCUA